AUGUCAUCUAUGUGGAGUUUAAGAUGGUUGUGGGUAUAUUUUUUAAUUGGUCAAUUUGCUAUAUCAAAUGUGAGAACGGCUUGGCCUGCAUCUAAUUCCUCCAGUAUACAAUUAUUGGGCAUUUUUGGCAAUGGAUUGAAUAUGAAUGAUUUCACUCCAGGAACUCUUUGGUCUCGUGCAAUGUUCAACGCAGCGAUAUUGCUUUCUCAGCAAUAUAAUAUAACAAUUGAUGGACAAUUUAUUGGUUCACAGCUAGUAGCAAGUGGUGGCAUAACAAUGAAUGCUCUUAGCAGCUCAUGUCUACUAAUAUCAACUUCAAACAUUGUUGGUAUUGUGGGACCAACAUUCUCUCGAGAAACUCAGGUUAUUGCACCUUUUGCUGCACAACUUUCCAUUCCUGUAGUAUCCUACUCUGCAACAGAUCCUGGUCUGUCUGAUCGAGGAGCUUAUCCUACUUUUUAUCGUACAGUUCCAUCAGAUACUACAGCUGCAUUAACAAUUGCUCAACUUUUUAUGAAAUUUAAUUGGACAUCAUCUAUAAUUAUCUAUCAGAAUGAUGCAUAUGGAUCUGAUGGAGCAAAAGUAAUAACUAAUGCAUUCAAUAAUAAUAAUUUGACAAUUACACAAAUGAUAAUGUUUGAUACUGUGACACAUACUAUUCGAGGUGAUCUUAAAAGUCUCUUACUUAGUAGUCCAAUUCGAAAUGUUAUAUUAUGGGCCGAGACAGAUUAUACAUCUUUAAUUUUAAAACAGGCAAUAGAUUGUGAUGUACUUGGACCACAGUUUACAUGGAUAUUAGGUUCAACUGUUCAAUUAAAGUCGUUUAGUCAAGCAGAUAAUACAAAGUUAAUUGGAAUAUUGACUAUAGAGCCCGUAGUUGCAAGUGCUGUUAAUGAACCAACAAAUACAACAUUAUUAAAUGCAGCAUAUGAUAUAUGGCAACAAUAUGAACCUGAAACAUUUCCUGGAGCAGAAAAUGUGAAUGCCUAUGCAUUAUUUACAUUUGAUGCAACUUGGUUAUUGAUCCGAUCAUUAGAACAACUUUGUUCAAUCACGAAUAAUCAUUCUUCUCCAUGUCUAUCAAUUGUCAAUGAUUCAUUUUGUUUUAAUCGACGUGUACUUGAUUCCAGUUCACUGUUUGAUAUGAUUAACAAUAAUACAUUUCUUGGUGUAUCUGGACUUGUACAAUUUAGUACUAAUUCAACAGAUCGAGUUAGUGGUAUUUAUUAUAUUGUAAAAAAUAUUCAGAGCUUAUCAAAUGAGUUAAAUUAUGUUCCAGUAUUAGUAUCGUCUAGUUCAGAUGCUUGGACACCACAUUCACAACAUAAUACGAUUAUAUGGCCUGGGCAGUCAUUAGUAGCUCCCACAGGUUAUGCAACAAUUGCAGGUGUAACCUUACGAAUUGCUGUAAUUGAAGCGCCUCCGUUUACAAUGACCCAACAAGUAGCAGAUAUAAAUGGAAUAAUAACAACAAAACUAAUUGGAUAUAUACCUGAUCUUCUUGCUAUUUUACAAACAAAUAUGGGAUUCAUUCCAAACAUUACUUUGUUACCAUCAACUCAAAGCUACAAUGGACUCAUAGACGAUGUAGCAAAUAAUGUUUAUGAUAUAGUAGCAGGUGAUGUAACAAUUCUUGCUGCACGAAGAGAACAAGUUUCUUUCACUGAUUCAAUCUAUGACAAUUCAUUACGAAUCAUUGUUCGAAAUACAGCCUCAGCUAGUUCAGAUUUCUGGUUUUAUUUAAGGCCAUUUUCAUGGCAAGUUCGCUUAUGUAUCCUGGGUUCUAUUAUCUUGUCUGCUAUAUUAACGUAUUUAUUCGAAAGAAAUGCCAAUGACAUAUUGAGGCAUAAAUCAAUCCCUUCUAAAAUUGUAAUGAGUAUAUGGUAUCCUCUUGGAACAAUGAUGGGAUUUGGUGUGGAUUAUUCUGUGAGAACAGGUGCUGGUCGAUUCUUAACUUUUAGUGUAUUCUUUUUAAGUCUUGUCUUAAUAUCAACAUAUCAGGCAACUUUAACAUCUAAUUUAACUCUUAGACAGACGCAAAACAUUAUUUCGGGAAUAGAUGAUAUUAAAAAUGGAAAAAUACCAUAUGGUCGCAUUGGUAUCGUUACUAAUUCGGCCAUUGAAGCUUAUUAUUUGCAGGAAAUCUCUAAUGGUAUUCGAAAUUUUUAUCCAUUAAGAACAGAAGGAGCAAUAUUUACUAGUCUCUUGUCUAAAGUGAUUGAUGCAGCCAUUAUGGAUGAAGGUGUUUUAGAAUAUGAAACGAGUAGUAAUUAUUGUAACUUAACUUUAGUUGGCACAGGUUUUGAUCCCAGUGCAUUUGGUAUUGUUUUCCAGAAAAAUUGGGUAUAUGAACAAGUUUUAGAUGUGAAUAUAUUAUCAUUAAGAGAAUCAGGAACAAUUGAUAAUUUGAAAAGCAAAUGGUUUCAAUCAAAUACUUGUUCUCAGUCAUCAGACACAUCUACUGGCUCGUCCAUUGAAGUAAUGGGUGGUUUAUUUGUGACAUUUUUAGUUAUGUGUGGUCUAUCGCUAAUAUUCUUCAUAUUGGUAAACCGGUCUCAUAUAAUAAGUCGUUUGUGGCAAAUAAUCAACAAAGUUCGUUAUCGAGUACGCCAAACGACCAGAACAUCUUCUGAUAUUCCACUCGAUGGACCACGUCCUUUCAUUAUUGUAGAAGUAUGA
Messenger RNA from Adineta steineri, 2679 nucleotides. The record is from the annotation of a GenBank genome assembly. NCBI's taxonomy places the organism in Eukaryota, Metazoa, Rotifera, Eurotatoria, Adinetida, Adinetidae.